Messenger RNA from Trichomycterus rosablanca, 1647 nucleotides. RefSeq names its product transmembrane protease serine 9-like. Bases 1 to 1647 code for a protein of 548 amino acids. Gene Ontology annotation, molecular function: serine-type endopeptidase activity. NCBI's taxonomy places the organism in Eukaryota, Metazoa, Chordata, Actinopteri, Siluriformes, Trichomycteridae. Gene Ontology annotation, biological process: proteolysis. The transcript has 12 exons. The record is from RefSeq and is a predicted model, not a curated record.
AUGCAGAGGUUAGGGUGCGCAGCUGUUACCCUGCUCUUCCUUUUAGAAGGAUCUCUUUGUCAGUUAAAUGUAUGUGGUCAAGCUCUUUUAAACCCCAAAAUUGUGGGUGGACAGAACGCCUCUCCGGGGGCAUGGCCAUGGCAGGUUAGUUUACACAGCCGCUCCGCAGGUUACCACUUCUGUGGAGGAUCGCUCAUCAACAAGGACUGGGUUCUGACAGCAGCCCACUGCUUCGCUGGAUCCAAUGUUGCUGCCUCUGACCUGGUUGUGUACUUAGGGAAACAGACUCAGCAGGGCUCCAAUCUUCACCAAAUCUCCAAGCGUGUGACAAAAGUGUUCCUUCACUCCCAGUACAAUUCUGCAACAAACGACAAUGACAUUGCCCUGCUGCAGUUGUCCACCUCUGUCACCUUCACAGACUACAUCAGACCUGUGUGCUUGGCUGCACAGGGCAGCACAUUUGCAGCUGGAACCAAAUGUUGGAUCACUGGCUGGGGCGACAUUGCUUCAAAUGUGGCGCUUCCUAAUCCUGGUGUGCUGCAAGAGGCUGAACUGCCAGUUGUGGGCAACAAACUGUGUGAUUAUCUGCUGGGACCUGGAGUCAUUACCUCGAACAUGGUCUGUGCUGGCUUACUUACAGGAGGCAAGGACACCUGCCAGGGUGAUUCUGGGGGUCCCAUGGUGACUAAGAAGAAUACAGCCUGGGUUCAGGCUGGCAUCACCAGCUGGGGUAUAGGAUGUGCUGAUCCUAACUCACCCGGAGUAUACACCCGUGUGUCCCAGUACCAGACCUGGAUAACCAAUACAAUAAAAUCAAACCUGCCUGGCUUUAUUAAAUACUACCUUCAGUGUUCUCUUUGUCAGCUGAAUGUAUGUGGUCGCGCACCCUUAAACACCCGUAUUGUGGGUGGAAAGAAUGCCACUGCAGGAGCAUGGCCAUGGCAGGUUAGUUUACAAAGCCUUUACUUAGGUUACCACUUCUGUGGUGGAUCGCUCAUCAACAAGGACUGGGUUCUGACAGCAGCCCACUGCUUCUCCAGGUCAGUAACCUAUAACGCUGCCGGUGACCUGGUUGUGUACUUUGGAAAACAGACUCAGCGGGGCACCAAUCCUAAUCAGAUUUCCAGGCGUGUGACAAAACUGGUCCUUCACCCCAAUUACAAUUCUGCAACAAACGACAAUGACAUUGCCCUGCUGCAGUUGUCCUCCUCUGUCACCUUCACAGACUACAUCAGACCUGUGUGCUUGGCUGCACAGGGCAGCACUUCAACUGCUGGAACCAAAUGUUGGAUCACUGGCUGGGGCGACAUUGCUUAUAAUGUGGCGGUACCUUCUCCUGGUGUGCUGCAAGAGGCUGAACUGCCAAUAGUGAACAACAAUCUCUGUGAUUAUCUGCUGGGACCUGGAGCCAUUACCUCGAACAUGGUCUGUGCUGGCCUACUUGAAGGAGGCAAGGACACCUGCCAGGGUGAUUCCGGAGGUCCUAUGGUAACUAAGAAGAAUACAGCCUGGGUUCAGGUUGGCAUCACUAGUUGGGGUAUAGGCUGUGCUGAUCCUAACUCACCCGGUGUGUACACACGUGUGUCCCAGUAUCAGACCUGGAUAACCAGUACACUCAAAUCAAACCUGCCUGGCUUUAUCGUCUAA